Molecule: messenger RNA, 336 nt
Organism: Racocetra persica
Lineage: Eukaryota; Fungi; Glomeromycota; Glomeromycetes; Diversisporales; Gigasporaceae
Source: the annotation of a GenBank genome assembly
UAUUGCCGAGAAUGUUUAUUAUCCGCAAAAGUAUAAUAAAGCGGAUCGGGAAAAAUUGGUCCAGGCGGCCAAAAAAACUGGUAUUUAUGAAUUUAUUGCUAAAUUGCCCCACGGAUUUGACACAGUAUUGAGAGAAGGAGGUGCAGAUCUUUCAGAAGGACAAAAGCAGCAAAUUUCGGCCAUGAAAAUGUUUAUUGACGACUAUGACAUUUACAUUUUAGACGAGAUACUAAGUAAUGUUCACCCGAAUUUAAAAGGCAUUGUUUUAGAAAAUAUUUUUUCUAAAUUAAAAGGCAAAACAGUCUUAGUAAUUGACCACCAUUAUGAGAUAUUCAA